This is a messenger RNA of Anopheles merus, 2463 nucleotides long. RefSeq names its product E3 ubiquitin-protein ligase TRIM37-like. Gene Ontology annotation, molecular function: zinc ion binding; tumor necrosis factor receptor binding; ubiquitin protein ligase activity. Gene Ontology annotation, biological process: protein autoubiquitination; negative regulation of centriole replication. Gene Ontology annotation, cellular component: aggresome; peroxisome. The record is from RefSeq and is a predicted model, not a curated record. The transcript is spliced from 5 exons. NCBI's taxonomy places the organism in Eukaryota, Metazoa, Arthropoda, Insecta, Diptera, Culicidae. Bases 749 to 2269 code for a protein of 506 amino acids.
GUCGACAAAAGAGCAGGUUGGUUAAAGCAAUGAGCGGGCGGCCAUAUUGAAUGGAGGAUUUAUCGUGAACCGACACGAAAUGUUGUACAUAUUACUCUGAAAAUCCCUUUAAUGUUUCAUAUCUCAUGUAAUAUGAGUGUGAAAUGAGAAGAAUGCCCUCGUUUUGAAUAAUAUUCCUAAUUUUUACGAACUAACCAGAAGAUUCUAAAUGAAUUUGAUGAUUAGCGAUACAGCAACGCCAUCUGUUGGUGGGUUUUGAAAACCUCAUAAUGAAGAUUCAAAUUAACCAGUAAACGCUUUCAAAGGUUAUUUUAAAAUUACCCACUAUUAAUGCUGCCUGUCGAUGCAGAACAAAGAAAUCUAUAAUAAAGUCGUGCGUGAAUAAGCGUGUGCCAAAGAACUUAAGAAGAACAAAAACAGUUUGCAAGCGUCACCGUCAUUGGUGUUGGUAGAAGCUCGUGUGUCUGUGACGACGGAUCGUUGGGAAAUUGGUUUAGUAACGUUAGUCCGAGAAGAGAGCGCCAACAGCAAUCGAGAUUAGACGCACAGGACCACGUUGAUGCAAACCCUCGUGCUGGUCGCUGUGUGAACAACUCUUCAGUGCAGUCAAAGUGUCGCGUGGUAAGGGCUUUCAACGAUCAACUCCAGCUCGAAAGCUUUCUAAUCCUUUGCUAACUGGUCAAGUACUACAACAGUCGCUGAAAACACUGCAAUUCAUGUCGUAAUAAGAGAUUUAUCCCUCGUCGGUAUGGCUAGCUCCAGCAAUCGAAGCGACUCCCGCCGGCACGCACCGUCCACCGCUUCCGCCCAUUCGAGCACCAUUCCAGGCAGCUCUUCUGCCUCCACGUCCUCCUCCGGCGCUGCCACCUCCUACCACAGCUCGAUGGCCUGUUCGCCGCCCGACUCGCCCAACGCGACGCUGUCCCUGUCGGCCAGCAGCUCCUCGGCCCGGGACGCUUCCUCCCGCCGGCACGUCCUGUCGCACAUCAACGACAUCUUCAAGUGUACGAUCUGCUUCGGCCGGCUGGAGGAUCCGCACCUGUGCCCCCAGUGCUCGAAGCUGUACUGCUACGACUGUAUCGGCGAGUGGCUCGAUUCGGGCAGCAGCCAGAGCUGCCCGAACUGCAAGAUCUUCCUGCAGCUCGAUCAGCUCGUGAAGGUGCGCUGGUUCGACGACAUCCAGCAGCUGCAGCGAAACCUGCGCGCGCUGGCCUGCGGCAGCGAGGAGCGCGACGGCAAGCUAGGGGAGGAAAGCCUCGUGCCCGCGGCCGACCUCUGCCCGAAGCAUCGCAAGCGGGUGAACUUCUACUGCUCCACCUGCGAGCAGUGCGUGUGCGAGGUGUGCGCGACGGGCGGGGACGGCGAUGCGGGCCAGCCGCCGGGACAGCACCGGGACCACACGUUCAAGGCGCUGCAGGUGACGUACGAGCAGCACGUGGCGCUGCUGGACGGCGAGCUGGAGAAGGUGGAACACUACCGGGACAAGCUGUCGCUGCUGCUGAACAAGAUCGACCGCAACGUGGAGCUGAUCCGGCGGGUGAAGACCGUCAAGCACAAGGAGCUGGAGGCGAUCAUGGUCGCCGCACUGAACAGCCUCGACCGGCAGGAGGAGCAGAAGCUGACCAAGCUGCGCGUGCACCAGUUCAAGCUGAUGACCGAGAUCGAGGAGGUGAACGAGAAGCUGCAGGCGAUGCGCUACGACAUGGAGUUCCACAGCAAGCCGCAGCUGAUACAGAUGAAGCCGAAGAUCGUGGCCGCCUGCAAUGCGAUCCGGCUGCUGCCGAUCCGCGACUUCAAGCAGAUCCGCGUGCCGGCCAGCCUGAAGAUUGAAAUUCCGCACCUGUUCGAGACGGGCAUCUUUGUGGUGCAGAACUUUUCCACCUUCGACGACAACAAGGUGGUGUACUCGAACGAGUUUUCCGACUGCAUGGGGCGCACCUGGCGCAUCAUGGCGUGGUGCGUCAUAUCGGAGGAUCACUUCGGCAUCUAUCUGGAGCUGGUGCACGGUAGACCCUGCUGGAUGGAGUGUACCUUCCAGCUGAUACACCUCGACCCGGAGAAGACGAUCAGCAAGACGAUUCGCCAGUACUUCGACCGGACGCCCCAGAAGGGCUGGGGCUUGCGGGACUUUGUCACGCUGAAAACGAUACUGGAGGAAAACUAUCUGCGGGUGAACGAUUCGCUCGAGCUGCUGUACAACAUACGGCCCUGCUCGCCGACCGAGACGGACCAUGCGCUGGAUGCAGACGAAUCGUCGAGCGAACAUUGAGGAGGUGGCGAAGAUCCUGGAAUGCCCUCAGUGCCAUUACUUUGUCAUUUUGUGCUAUUGACAUUAUUUUACUGUUUGUUUGCUUUCGGUUUUUUUUUUCUGUUCACGUUUUUAUACAAGACUGAUGAUGAGGCAGGAGAGUGAUGGAUGCAUUAGUGUCAUAAGAUUAAAAUAAAAUUGUAUCGUAAAGUGUA